This is a messenger RNA of Didymella exigua CBS 183.55, 1359 nucleotides long. RefSeq lists its product as uncharacterized. The transcript is spliced from 2 exons. The record is from RefSeq and is a predicted model, not a curated record. Bases 1 to 1359 code for a protein of 452 amino acids. Lineage: Eukaryota; Fungi; Ascomycota; Dothideomycetes; Pleosporales; Didymellaceae.
AUGAGACGCAACAAAGAGAUAUGGCAAGUGAACGAAUGUCUCAGAGACAUGCACUCGGCUCGUGGGACAUACGAGCACCUCCCAGUGGACUGGAAUCCAUUUCCUCCGUCUAUAAACACACCUCUCACGCCGAUCUCGUUCCUCAAGAAUGCGAUGGUACAGAAUACAAGCGGACCUCGUCCCAAGCCUUUUCCGAUGAACGUAGCUCAAUUCGUCGAAUCACUCUCUGGCCUCAGUCUAGAGGGAGAGUAUGAAGCCCAGGACGACUACAUCAUUCACCUGCUUGUCCGCAUCAUAACAGACCGGACCGAGAUGCAGAUUAACAGCGAAGAAUGUGCGCAAAUGUCGCAGGCCAGAAACAUGGGGCCACCCGUACCUGCAAACGAGCUAGAUCGACUGAAGGAGUUCGCUGAGUUGCAAAGCAUCAUCGCUAGGUUAUUCGAAGAGCUGAAAGUCGAGGUGAAGAGGCGCUGGCGGCUCGCUUUGGAGAGCAGCUUUGAAGAUAGAAUGAAAGCCAUAGAGGAGUUAAGAGCACAUUAUGGAGGCAUCUUGGAGGUCAAGCGGCAAGGCGUCCAGCUGGUAGCGAAGAAAGCGAGUUUCCGCAGUGAGAAUACUAACGCAGAUAGCUACGGGAAGGACGGGACUGGCUACAAAGACGUUGAAGCUACGAAUCCUGCGUUCUAUGGAAGAUAUUGCCGUUUGCUCUUCCUCAGUUCAAAUAGUCAACCCAUCACUUUCUCCCCAUUCAUUCACCAACCUGCGAUGUGUCUACUCGGAAUUACCAAGAUCAAUAAAAAGCUGUCUACAGAUAUCAAGAAGAAUUUGGACGAUCUUCAUACCAAGCUGGCCGCCGAAGAUGCAUUCGAACAGCCGGUAAUCGACGAGAUCUGCUCCACGGUAGCCUGGUGCCGCACUGUCUUGAACGAUGCCAUCGACGAGAUUGCUGCAGAGAAGCAGAGACUAGCGAAAGACGUGUUCGCGGACAGCAUAAUUCACGACGUCUUCAGCACGAUCCGUGGCGAUGAGACAUCAUUCCCUCAGUGCAUGUACGACAAUCACGACGCAAUCAGCGCCUCGUACUGCGCAGGACAGCGCGCUCUAUACGCUUUUGAACAGGAUAUGCGCAAAGAGUGGGAAGAGAUAUCGAAGAUGGCUGCAUUCGAGAGGAAAGAUUUUGUACUGCUGGCUAGACGGAAGAUAAUGUCAACGAUUACGGAGCUUGAGAAGACACGAGAGAAAGAUGUUCAGGAGAGUAAGAAAUUGGAAGAGGAGAUCAAAACUCUGCAGGGGGUGUUGAGGGUACAGGGUGAGCUUGAUGAUGCGACAGAGGAGUUUUAUGAUGCGGAGGAGUUUCAGUAG